AUGGUGAACACCAGAGCCAAAUUUAAGAAGUCUGGAUCAUUGAUCGGUUCCAACGACGAUAUUUUAACUGAAAUCCUUCGUCGUCUCCCUGCCAAGGCCAUCCUUCGUUUCAAAUCCGUUUCCAAACAUUGGCUAUCCCUUUUGAGUCACUCUCAUUUCACUUCUCUGUAUAGCAAACGUGUGAUCUCUCCUGGUCUUUUUGUUCGCGAUUUCUAUGUUCCAUUUGAUGCUGAAAAGCAAAAAUUUCCACCUUUUCGUAGUCUAGAUUUUUAUCCUGAUCUUUGUGGCAUCAAAAUUGUGCAAUCUUGCAAUGGGUUAUUUCUUUGUUGUAGUGCUAAAGGAAAUGAACGUUCACGUAAAUACUACGUAUUUAACCCCACAACGAAGCAGUUUGCGGUCAUACCAUCUGUCCCUGGAGGUCAAGAUGUCCGUAAAACUAUAUGUUUUACGGGUCUAGGAUAUCAUCAAAGAAAGUGUGUUCAUUUCAAAGUUGUUUGUAUACGUAAUGUAAUGCCUAAUGGAGAGCUUUUUCAGAUUCAAGUUUAUUCGUCUAAUUUGGGGAAAUGGAAGAUCAUAAAUGAAUCGUUCAAUGCACCUUAUUAUACACCUUACAGGUAUGCAGUAUAUUGGAAUGGGGCGAUUCACUGGGCGCCCUCUUAUCUUAAUCCGUCUUACUUCAAUCUGGACAAAGAAAAGCUGCAAACAUUGCCAUUGCCAGAGGAGGUGACACAAUACAAAGAUUAUCGAGAUGGAUCAAUGCCUCUUUAUUUUGGGGAGUCUCGAGGCCAUCUGCAUUUGGUGGAGAAUGCCCCCGGUGACAAAAGUUUACACCUGAAUGUGUAUGAGAUGUUGAGUGAUCAUUCGGGGUGGUUUGUCAAGUACCAAGUGGACUUUCAUGAGCUCCCCACCACUUACCCUGAGAUGAUCCAGAACCAAGAAAAUCCAUCAAGCCCCCAUUAUUACAAAUUUGAAGUUUUCGAUGUCGUAAGAGGUGAAAAAGAACAAGACUCUUUCAUGGUGGUUAGAAUUGCUGGGAAGAUCAUAAGGUACAAUAUUACUGACAAGAGUUUCAAGCAAAUAUACAAUUUGGACAAUAUCUUCUGUGGAAAAAUUGGAUCCUUCAUGGUUCAUCGAUAUACUGAAUCCUUAACUUCAUUCUAA
This is a messenger RNA of Erigeron canadensis, 1161 nucleotides long. RefSeq names its product F-box protein At5g07610-like. The transcript is spliced from 2 exons. Gene Ontology annotation, molecular function: protein binding. The record is from RefSeq and is a predicted model, not a curated record. Lineage: Eukaryota; Viridiplantae; Streptophyta; Magnoliopsida; Asterales; Asteraceae. The coding region runs from base 1 to 1161 and encodes 386 amino acids.